Molecule: messenger RNA, 2092 nt
Organism: Phoenix dactylifera (date palm)
Lineage: Eukaryota; Viridiplantae; Streptophyta; Magnoliopsida; Arecales; Arecaceae
Source: RefSeq, a predicted model, not a curated record
ACGUGUAGUCCACGUGUCCAGCCCUUCGUUCGCUCCCGCGUCAUUGCUGGUGCAGCUGCAGCCGCUCCCUCCGCGGCGUGGACUUGAAAAUAUAUUUAAUUAGCGUGCGAAUAUUACUGUUAACUAAAUUAUAUCUUUUUCUGAGGUCCGAGGACCACCUCGCGUGGAAGCGUGUGGAAGCGACGACUUUUUUUAAAUUAUUUUUCUUCUCACGGCCCUAUCCUUUUCUCGGUCCCUGUCUUCUCGCCCCUUUGACAUUUAACCAAAGUCAAGUUGGAAGCCCGAACCCAGUUUCCGGCCUUCUGAAAACCAUGCGCACCUCCACCUCCACCUCCACCUCCACCUCCACCAAAUCCCUCUCUUUGCUCUUAUCCCCCCUUCCUCUAUAAAUUCCAAAACCGCUCCCCCCCGUCUCCAAAAAAAGGUCAGCGCCGCUCCGUCCUCCCCUCUGCCUUCCGACUUUUUCUCUUCGUUGCCGCCGCUUUCCUCCUCGAAAUUAAUGGUUACAUAGCUCGACUCCGGAGCUCAGAUCUCGAGCCAAGCGCGAGUUUGGAGGCAUAGUUUUUCCUUGUUUUGGUUUGGUUUGUUCUCCGAGGUGGCGAUGGACGACGAUAACUGGGAUCUGUACGCGAUAGUGCGGAGCUGCAGGUUUACGGGGCGCCCUGCGACGACAGACCCCUUCUCUUCCUUCCCUCCGCCCUCAGGCCUCGAGGCGGAGGAGGCGGCAAGGCCGGCGGAGGAAGGAGGGGCCUGCUGCGGUGGCGGCAUCCCCUUGUUGUUUCCGGAUAUGUCGGAGACCCAGAACGUUCUCCAGGAGCUGGAGGAGCUCUGCAAACCUUCCUUCCCCAAAGCCCAGCAGCAAUCGCAACAGAGCAGCCCUUCCUCGCCGCCGUCCCCCGCCGUGGGGGACCCCCAGCAGCAGCACAGCAGGCAGCCCCACCGCCCCCUAUCCCAGAAUCCUCGCUCCAAAAGAAGGAAGAACCCGCAGAAGAGGGUGGUGUGCCAUGUCCCCCCCGACGGUCUCUCCUCCGAUAUGUGGGCCUGGCGGAAGUAUGGCCAGAAACCCAUUAAGGGCUCGCCUUACCCUCGGUUAGUGAUCCACCUGUUCCUCCUCGUUCCUUCUUCCAGUUAUUUUUGGUUCCCAAAGAGAAGAAAAGAGGCAACUUUUUCGGUCGGUUUCUCUCGGAACAGGGGAUACUAUAGGUGUAGCAGUUCCAAAGGCUGCUUGGCCCGGAAGCAGGUGGAGCAGAGCCGGAUGGAUCCGGCCAUGUUCAUCAUCACCUACACCGCCGAGCACAACCACCCGUUGCCCACCCACCGCAACUCCCUCGCCGGCAGCACCCGCCACAAGUUCUCCCCUCCCCCUUCCUCCUCCGCAACCCAGCCGCCCGCCACCGGAGGCGAAGCCAGCGACGGCCAGAACCUCCGUCCCAUCAAUCCAUCCUCAAGUCCGCCUUCGUCCUCCACCGCCCCGGGUCUCUCCCCCACCACCCCGCUUACGGCCUCCAUGGAGGACGAGCUCCUCCGCCACGGCCCCCGCCCGCGCAAGGGGGAGGGCGGCGACGAGGUAGACGACGACGAGGAAGAGGGAAUGCUACUGGUGGAAGACAUGGAAGUGAUGGGCGUGGAUGACUUUCUCCUCAUGGGAUUGGAUGAGUCUUCCGGUGCCCCGGCCACCUCCGCAGCCGCAUCCACGGGCGGCGAUGCCGGCCGUCACCUCUACCUUCCUCGACGAUGACAGUGCCUUCGGGGGGCACUUCUUCCCUCCCCCGUGACUGUCCAACAGCAGCAACAACGCGGCGGCCGCCGCCGCCGGCAGCUGACGACAGCCCUCUGCUCCUGCUCCUGCCAUCAGACAGCGGAAAAGGGAUCGAAGAGGCUGGAAGAAAGCAUCUGAUCCGUUCAUUCGCAUCCCUAUUUUUUUAAUAUUUAAUUACACCAUAUACGCAAAAAAAGGAGAAAAUUAGGCCAAGGUUCUAAUGUUCCAUGUUCUCUCUUUUGCUCUCCGAGAGCCAGAGACGGCAAUGCUUGUAAUUUUGUUGACUUGUUCUUUUGAUAAUUUUGGCUGUGCGUGAGAUGUGUUCCCUGAUGA